UUUUCAGCCAAAGAUGUAGAAAUAGUCUGCUAUUGGGGCAGUUGGUCUAUCUAUAGGGACGACAUUGGUUUGUUCAACACGGAAAACAUCGACCCCAACCUCUGCACUAAUCUGAUUUACACCUUCGUUGGACUGGGUUUGGACUCGAAUAUUGAGAGUUUGGAUAGCUGGGCGGAUAUCGAUAAAAAGGGUUUCUCGAACUUCACCGCUUUAAAGGAACAGAACUCUUGCCUGAAAACUACCCUAGCCAUAGGUGGGUGGAAUGAAGGGUCAAUAAAAUACUCUGUGAUGGCAUCGACUGAAGAAAGUCGAAAGUCGUUUGCUAAUAGCGUGCUCAGGUUUCUGGUUUACUACGGCUUCGAUGGACUAGAUAUGGACUGGGAAUAUCCAACAGCAAGAGGGGGAAUAGCAGCAGAUGCUGAAAAUUAUGUUGCUCUUUUGAAAGUGAUUAAGGAAGCGAUCUCACCUUGGGGCUUGACACUGACUACAGCUGUUCCAAUUGAUGACGCUUUGCUUGGUACUGCGUACGAUGCGUCAGCAAUGGCAGAAAUCGUUGAUUACGUUCACCUCAUGGCUUACGAUUAUGUGCCAUCCACUUCAAAAGUAACAGGAUUAUCGGCACCAUUGUCUGCCAUCAAAAACACUGUUUCUAACUGGAUAAAUGCUGGGCUACCUGCAAAAAAAAUGAUUUUGGGAAUACCAUCUUAUGGGCGAAAUUACGUUUUAGAAAAUGAAAAUAAGCAUGACAUCGGAGACCCAGUUCUUAAUGCUGGAUUACCUGGAGAUUACACUUCGGAGGAUGGAUUUUUAGCUUACUACGAGGUAAUGCAAAUCGUAAACGAUCAAUUCCUUUUUAUGGAAAGUGUCGAAAUAGACGGCACAAAUUAUGCUUAUGGUAGCGGAGAGUGGAUAACAUAUGAAACUGAGGCUACUGUACGAACAAAAGCGCAGUACGCUAUUGAUGAGGGUCUAGGAGGCAUUAUGAUGUGGUCAGUGGACACAGAUGAUUUUCAAGGACUUUAUGGAAAGAAAUUUCCUUUGCUCAGUGCGAUCAAUGACGUUAUAAAAAAAACAUAAAUUCAAAUAAAAUAUGUAAUGUAAAAAUUAUUUUUUAACCAAUUAAAAAUUGUAGAAAGUA
Molecule: messenger RNA, 1138 nt
Organism: Anoplophora glabripennis (Asian longhorned beetle)
Lineage: Eukaryota; Metazoa; Arthropoda; Insecta; Coleoptera; Cerambycidae
Product: acidic mammalian chitinase
Exons: 7
Biological process (GO): carbohydrate metabolic process; chitin catabolic process
Cellular component (GO): extracellular region
Molecular function (GO): chitinase activity; chitin binding
Source: RefSeq, a predicted model, not a curated record